UUCGGUUUGAGAAACGGACAGUUGCUCUCUUUCACUUGAAGUUCUUCCGGUGGUCGUGCUCUGUACUUCCGGUCGGCCUGACACGCCGCUGUUGAAUCUGUUACAUGCGCAUUGGGUCUCUCGAACAGGGCGGAUAAUGAUGGAGCGGUAAAGUUCACGAUGUGUGAGUCCUGUGCGGAGGUUUGGAAUAAACACACAACGGACAGCAGCUAACCCACGUAUGGCCUGCGAGUCGGCUUUCCCUGCCAUCAUGGACGAGCAGGCCCUUAUGGGACUGAAUCCCAAUGCUGAUGCCUGCUACAGGCAGAGAGCUCUGGCGUAUUUCGAGCAGUUGAAGGAGUCUCGGGAUGGGUGGGAGGUUUGUGCUGAAGCUUUGGUUAAAGGUCUUUACAGUGAUGAUCAUGUGAAGUUCUUCUGCUUUCAAGUCCUGGAACAUCAGAUCAAGUACAGACAUGGGUCUCUGAGUGCCGCUCAACAGCAGUUGAUCAGAGAGACUUUGAUGAAGUGGCUCCAGGCUCAGCUGAUGAAUGUUCACCCCGAGAAGCCCUUCAUCAGGAACAAAGUGGCCCAGGUUCUGGCCCUUACCUUUGUUGUAGAGUACCUGACCCUCUGGCCCAAAUUCUUCUUUGAUAUUCUGGCACUGGUUGGGCUGAACCCAAACGGUGUAGACAUUUACCUGCGAACUCUCAUGGCCAUUGAUGCUGAAGUAGUGGACCGAGACAUCCUGCACAGUCCUGAGGAGACACGCAGGAACACGCUGAUUAAAGACACCAUGCGUGAGCAGUGUAUCCCCGCGCUGGUCGAAUCUUGGUUCCAGAUCCUUCACACGUACCAGCACACGCACAGCGAGCUAACAUGUCAGUGUCUGGAGGUUGUGGGCUCGUACGUCUCCUGGAUCGACCUCAACCUCAUCGCCAAUGACAGGUUUGUGAAUCUGUUGCUCAGUCACAUGUCUAUGGAGGAACUGCGGGAGGAGGCCUGUGAUUGUCUCUUUGAAAUCGUCAAUAAGGGCAUGGAGCCUGUAGACAAAACCAAACUGGUGGAGUCUCUGUGUCAAGUGCUGCAAUCUGCCGGCUUCUUUAAUAUCCAGCAGGAGGAGGAUGUGGACUUUCUGGCGAAGUUUUCCCGGCUGGUCAACGGUAUGGGUCAGUCUCUGGUUUUGAGCUGGACUAAACUCAGUAAGACAGGAGAUGUAAAGGUUGUCGCGGAAACGCUGCGUGCUCUGGAGGCGAAGGUCCCGCUGAUGCUACAGCUGCUAAUUCAUGAAGAUGACGAUAUUUCGGCGAACAUUGUGGGCUUCUGUUACGAUUACCUGCAUGUGCUCAAACAGGUACACACGCAGAUGAUCUCAGUGUGUGCAUGCGUGUGUGAUGUGAUAUUCAUAUCUGAUUUUAUGUGUCUGUGUGUGUUUAAGCUUCCAGCUCUCAGUGAUCAGCAGAAAAGCAACAUUGAGGCGAUCAUGCUCGCGGUCAUGAACAAACUCAAGUAUGAUGACGAGUAUAACUUUGAGAAUGAGGGAGAAGAUGAGGCCAUGUUUGUUGAGUACAGGAAACAGUUAAAGAUGCUGCUGGACCGACUGGCUCAAGUUUCUCCCGAACUUCUGCUGGAGUCUGUACACCGAGUGUUUAACAGCACCAUGCAGAACUGGCGGACAGUGCCGUUCAUGGAGGUGGAGGUGGCCAUCAGACUGCUGUACAUGAUGGGUGAAGCUCUUCCUGCAUCACACGGAGCGCAUUUCUCUGGAGAUGCAGCGAAAGCCAGCACACUGCAGGCCAUGAUGAGGACGCUCAUCUCCUGUGGUGUCAGUGAGUACCAGCAUUCCUCUGUUAGUCUGGAGUUCUUUGAGACCGUCGUCCGCUAUGAUAAAUUCUUCCUUGUGGAACCGCAGCACAUUCCCAACGUCCUGAUGGCCUUUUUAGACCACCGUGGUUUAAGGCACAGCAGUCCGAAGGUCCGCAGUCGAGUGGCUUAUCUGUUUUCACGCUUCAUCAAAACUCUACAUAAACACAUGAAUUUAUUUAUCGAGGACAUUCUGAGCAGAAUACAGGACCUGCUGGAGCUCGCACCCCCGGAGAACGGCUUUCCAGCUCUGCUCAGCAGUGACGAUCAGCUCUUCGUAUUUGAGACGGCCGGUGUGUUGAUCGUGCACGGAGAGAGUCCGGCCGAACGCAAGCAGGCUCUGAUGCGCAGUCUCCUAUCUCCUCUGAUGGAGGCUUUCCGCAUGCUGCUCGCCAAACUGCCCCAGGAGAUGGAUGAGGAGAGACGGGCGGUGCUGGCCGACUGUCUGAGUCACGCUGUGGGCUUUGCCAGUCGCACCAGUAAGGCCUUCAGCAAUAAGCAGACAGUGAAGCAGUGCGGCUGCUCUGAGGUCUACCUGGACUGCCUACAGACCUUCCUGCCUGCAUUGAGUUGUCCCGUCCAGCGGGGGGCGGUACGCAGCGCCGUGCGUUCCUUUCUGCACAGAAUGAUCAUCUGUUUGGAGGAAGAGGUUCUGCCCUUCAUCCCUGCAGCGUCUCAACACAUGCUGAAGGACUGUGAGCCCAAAGACCUGCAGGAGUUCAUUCCCCUCAUCAGCCAGAUCACGGCCAAGUUCAAGAACCAGGUGUCUCCCUUCCUGCAGGAGAUCUUUAUGCCGCUAGUUAUUGCCAUAUUUGAGGUGUUGUCCCGUCCCGCAGAGGAGAACGACCAGACAGCGGCACUAGAGAAGCAGAUGCUGAGAAGAAGCUACUUCAGUUUCAUUCAAACCAUCGCCAGCAGCGGGAUGAACGAGAUCAUGGCAAGACAAGGUGCUGAAAAUAUUGAGCGUGUGUUAUUCACCAUCAUCCAGGGAGCCGUGGACUUCCCAGACCCUGUUGCCCAAAAAACGUGUUUUAUCAUCCUGUCCAGACUGGUGGAGCUCUGGGGUGGAAAAGACGGUUUGGUGGGAUUUCCAGAUUUCAUCUAUAAGCACAUCAUCCCAGCAUGCUUCAUGGCUCCUCUCAAACCGACCUUUGACCUUUCAGAUGCUCAGACUGUACUGACGCUGUCCGAGUGCACACUGACUCUACACAUGAUUCAUCUCAAGAGAGGCCUGGAGUGUGUUCAGUUUUUGCAGGAGUAUCUGCCCUCUCUAAACGUCUCACCUGAGAUCACACAGGAACUGUGUCAAGUACUUCAGCAGCCAGACGUCAAGGUUCUGAAAAACUACAUGAAGGCUUUUUUCCAACAGGCCAAACUUUAAAACUGGAAUGAUCUUGUGGAGCGUUUGAGGAGCUCAUCACUUACAGACCACCAUAACGGAGCUUAGCAUAGGAGCUACUUUUGCACUUAAAGAGAAGCUUAAAUCCACCCAACCUGUCUGCGGGACACAGACCCCUAACAGGAGUCACGUGGGGAUUGUCUGUCACGUAGCGGUGACCACGCCCCCUACACUGACCUUGGCCCAAUCAUAGUCGUGCUCUCCAUGUGGGAUUAGCCGCCAGACUGAAGUCGUCGUCGUCUGCGAUCGGUCGACCAACGCGUCAAGACAUAGAGCCAAUGGCAAACUGCAGGUGGGAUUUGUGAGGGUGGGGCUUCAGUCUCGGUCAGAAUAUCAAAGGGAAGUCUGAGGUAUUGGGAAUGUUUUAAGCAAAUAUGACCUAAAUGUUACAGAAAAUGAUUGUUGAAAAUAAGAUGGUUACUAGAAUGAAUUUCAGAAAAGGUUUAUUUUAUUUUUAUUAUUCUUUUUGUUUUGAAUCCAAGGAUUUAUGUAGAUUUUCAGUGUAAGGCCUGAUUAAAAACUGUAUUUAAAUAGCUAAUUUCUUUUCUUUUUUAAUUUGUGGAAAGUCUAGUUUUAGUUUGAAGUGCUCUUGAUAUGGGCUCAAUACAGUUUGAUUUGACUUUUUAUGGCUUGUUUAUAAUGAACUAAAAUAUUAGAAAGACCCCCAAUCUUUCAUAAUUGGUACAGUAUGAUGUUAUCGUCAGAUCUGUACAGUAACUCUGUAGUUCUUUUCUAAACAUGAGAUGUUUAGUUGGUCCGUCAUGUGAAAUAUGCAACGUUACAAACUGUGAAAAUUCUUCAGCGAGGUUUGAUUCAUGGAUCGGCAGUGACUGAUAAGUUUUGGUUAAAUUGCGCUGCCUUUUUAGAAAAAAAUGACAUUGGGAAAGACUGAAUCUUGCAAAAAGUUUGAAAUGCACAGCCACAAGUAUUUAAUUUCAUUGUAGAGAAAUGUUAAACAGCUGAAAGACUGAGUCAUUAUUGACAAUCUGUGUUGUAUUAGAGAUGUCAGACACACUGCAGAUCCAUCAUGGCAAAGUUCUGCGUUUUAAAGUUUGUGGUAAUGCUGUCACUCAUAUUGGCUUUAAAAACCAACAACUAAACAUUCCCAAAACAAAAUCCCUGAAGCACUUUGCCAUGAAUUGAAAUUCAUAAAAAAAUAAUUCUUGUCUGUUAUGCUACGUGAACUUCAGUUUUGUUACACACUCCAAUCCUGCUCUUUCAAACCCACUGCAUUAAUGCCAAAUAAGAGGAAGACAGAUUGAAAUCUUUGAACUUGAUUUAUUUUUGAUAUGCUGGGAUGUGCCCCCCCUUUCCUUUGUAGAUCUUUUGCCAUGAACAAUAAAGUAUUUACUAAUCUCA
Misgurnus anguillicaudatus (oriental weatherfish) is the source of this 4597-nucleotide messenger RNA. Lineage: Eukaryota; Metazoa; Chordata; Actinopteri; Cypriniformes; Cobitidae. The record is from RefSeq and is a predicted model, not a curated record.